AUGAUUGAUAUAAAUGAUGAUGAACUACGAGUUUUUAUUGAUGACAUUAACGAUAAUAUAAACGGAGAUGAUCAGGACUUUGAGAAAGUCAUCAAAUAUUUAAUUUAUGUUUUAAAUUUCAAGAUUUCAGCCGGUGAAGAAAAACUUUUAUACCAGUUACUUGAUUGUAUAGAGUUAGUGAUCAAUAAGAAACGAUUCCUUCUAAAUCUCGAAUUGACUGAUGAUUUCAAGACUAAGAUCCAAAGUUAUUAUAUGGAAGGUGAUUUAGGAGAAUAUUUGAUAUUCAAUUGUUUGCAUAAUUUGAAGAAUUUUGAUAAUUUUUCACUUAAGAAAUUCAUUAUAUCAUUGAUAAAUAUAUCCAUAAGUUGUUUAAAUGAUUUGAAUUAUAAGAAUAGAAUCAUCCAAAAACUUCAGACGACUUUAAAGUUUAUGAUAAAUCAACUUUUAUCCAACUUGUCCACUAUAAAUAAGGAUCAAUUGAUAAUAACUAUAAAUUAUUUGGCUAUACUUAAUGAUGGUGAAAUAUCGAGUAAAUUAACCUUUAACGCAUUUGAGUUGGAAGUUUUACUCAAAAGAGGCUGGUUCUUAUUGAGUAGUGGAAGCUCCAUCGAUGGGAUCAUCUUGAAUAAUUUGAAAUCAUUGAUGAUUCUCAAUUUAACUGAUAAUAUUAUUAUUCAUAAAUCCACCAAUUUUUCUUCUAUAACGUUACUAGUUGAUUGGAUAAUAUCAUGUUUGUCACAGUUUAAUGCUGAUACUUCCAAUUUAUUGACAAACUCCAUCACAAAGUCCUUAUUGAAGAUUUUGAAAUUUUCUUUAGAGAAUGAAAUUCUAAUUAACCUUUUGAAUCUUUUGAAUUUGGAUUAUCAUUUGAAUCAAGAAUUACCUCCCAUAAUCCUUCAAUCAUUGAAAAAUUUCAAAUUGGUUGAUGAUCAGCUUAGAAAUGAAUCAUUUCUUUUCAGUCUUCCUCCGUACAAUAAUCCCGAAUUUGAUUGUUUCAUAGAGGAUAUCACAAAGAUUUUGAAUGAUCAUGAUGAUUCACUAGAUUUCCUUGACUUCCCAAUUUCCAAAUUUGAAGAUCAUGAUCAAUGGUUAGAUAAAAUAAUAUCUCUUUCAACAGCAGAUGACGACACCCUUCACACUAUCUGGUCAGCAUUGGGGAAUUUUCCUUGCAAACAAAGUGGUGAUUUCAAUAAAGAAGUUAAAGAUUGUACUAGAUGUGGAUCAUAUCCCAAUGUGAAUAAUCAUUAUCAACUUAUUUCCUCAACACGUCCAUUUUUUGAUGGUGAUCCAUUGAUCAGAAAAUAUUAUUAUGAAUUAGUAGUGCCAUUCAAAACUUCCAAUACCCUUUUAUUGUGUAAUUAUCUUCUUGCAGUGUACAAGUUAUUUGCAUCCUAUAGACCACCAUUGAAACUGAAGGAAGAUAAGUUUCUUGAUAAUCUUCUUGAUAUAAUAUCCACCAAUUCCAGUAGAGAUGUUAGAAUGUUAGUUUCAAGAAUCUUACCGUUAUAUUUGAUAUCAGAGAAGGAUCAGGUUUUAGAAGCUACAUUUUCAAAGAUCUUCUCCAGAUUGAAUAGUAUACAGUUUGACCUUUCUCAUAAAUUAUACCUUGCAGAGUCAACUAUCUCAUCAUUGAUGGAAUUGGCUAUAAUCUGUCAAGGUGAUUGGUUGAACGUAUUGGUAUUGAAAUUCAUUGAUUUGUUAGGGGAAACUAACGAACAUCAUGUAAAUUUGGUUUACAGUAGUAUUUUAAAUAUUGCUAAAACCAAGUCAAUCACUCCAUAUAAACUUCUAAUUCCAUUUUUACCUAUCGUGGCUGUAAGAUUGAUUAAGCUGAAUCAAAUUUUAGACAAAAUCGUCAAAUUAUUAGGGGUCAACCGUCAGUAUCUUUUGAACAGAACUAAAGAUUAUACUAUUCCUCAUUUAUUGGAUUACUAUAAAUAUGAUUACAUUCAAGAUAUAUCUCAAGCAUGUGGAAAACCGAAGGAAAAACUUAUCGAAGAUUGUUUGCCUCGUACCCUAGCUAUUUUGUUGGUCAAGAAUGACAAGCCCAAAAUCGAUGAAAAGUAUAUCACCACCAUACUCAAAAAUGGUGAUUAUAGGAAGAAUUUCAAAUUCGAUGAUUUGUUCGAUAAUAAUUUCGGGGACAUAACAUGGAAUAUAUUGUUACAAAUCACUUAUGAUGGUGAAGGGAAUAUCAAGAACCAAGGUCAAAUAUUCAAUAGUUUGGAAUUCACUGGUAAGAAAUCCAUGAAUUUGAAUGGGAGUAAGAUUUCUCGUAAACAGAUCAGAAACUUCCAUCAAUUGAAUUAUAUCGAAUAUCUUAUUGAAGAACAUAUCUUAGAGAUUAUUCAGAAGAUAUCUGAAUGUAUUAAUCAGAUCACUACUCCAUACUAUGAGAAAGUCUUGAGUUUGAAAUCUAUAGAGUUCUUGAUAAGGUAUAAUAUCAAAGCUACCAGUUCAGUUCUAGGACAAAUCUCCAGUUGUUUACAAUCAUUGAUUGAAAAUUCAGAAUUCGAAUUUAUUGCUAUGAAUUGUUUGAAUUUAUUGGUCAAAAACUUAGAACCUUCAAGUUUGAUCUCCCUUUUUGAUAUAAUUAUCUCCUUGAUUUUUCAAAAAUUCAAUCAAUUGGAACUUCGGUCAAGAAACUUGGCUGUAGAAAUCAUAAAGAAGUUGUUUGUUGAAAUUAAAAGUCUCGAUAAUAACUAUAUCUUAUAUUAUUUCUCCAUUCCUUAUUUACCAACAUUGAUCAAUGAUUAUAAGCUUGAAGCCAAUUUUAAGAAUUUGAAAGUCAACUCCAAAAUCAGUUACUUCCCGGAGUUUACCAGAAGAUUGAAAACUUUGAAUAAAUAUGUUGUUAAACAGGCAUUGAAUGAUUUGAUCAAUUUCACCUUAUCUUAUCAGGUGACUAUCCAACAAGACUUCGCUAAAGAAUCUUUAUCAAUGGAAUCAAUAAGUUCUAUUUCCAAUCUUGUCAAUACUCUUUUGGAUACAGCCAAUAAGUUUCGUGGUGAUCAUAAUAGGGAGGAGGAUAAUGAUAUUCCCAAGAAUUGUUCCAAAGCAUUAUCCAUAAUUGGAGCUUUAGACCCUAACAAAUUUAACUUAAAGACCAUUAAGAAUCAAAUCACUUUGAUCCAUUAUUUCAAUGAUUACAAUGAGAAUUCUAUAUUCUUGACGGAUUUUCUUGAAAAUAUCUUGAUCACAAGUUUCUGGGCUUCCAAUGAUCCUGUGAAACAGAUGUAUUAUAGUUAUUCCAUGCAACAAUUCCUUAAAGUGUUGAAGUUGGAUUCAAAGAUCUUACAAGCUAGUGAAUCCAAUGAGUAUUACAAAGUAUGGAACAAUUUCAGUGAUAUUGCUAAAUCAACAUUAACACCAUUUUUCCAUUCCAAGUUCUAUGCCAAGUCUGCUAAUUAUGUAGCUAUAAAUUAUCCUAUCUACAAGGAUGGUCAGAAUUUCGACCUGUGGUUAUAUGAAUUAACAGCAGAUUUGAUCAAACGUCCUAUUGAUGCUGAUUCAAAUUUAAAGAAUCUAUUCGAUGCUUUCGUAGCAUUGGUGAGAUACAGAGACAAUGAAAUCUGUCAUCAUCUACUCAAACAUUUAGCUUUAUUCCAUAUUUUGAAUGAUUAUUCCAAGGAUUCGAACCAGGAUUAUGCAUAUAAUGAUAUUUUAUUGGAAUUCAAAACUAUCUUGAAUACCGAUAUCAAUUCCAUGGUAUCGACCGAUGGGAUAGAAAGUUUGAAAUCAUGUUACCAAACCGUGUUCGAGGUGUUAGAUUACUUUAACCAAUGGCAUUCUUCAACUACUGAUUAUCUCAUUUAUAAAUCGGAACAUCUUUCCAAACAAGCAAGAGUUCAAAUAAGAAAAAAUCUUCAUAUAAUCAAGAAGUUCAUUGAUUCCAUACCGUUGGAAUUAGUGGCCGUUAAAUCCAGUCAGUGUAAUAGUUUCGAGAGAACGAUCUUUUACUUCGAACAAUGGUAUAGACAGGACAAUAAUUUGAUUGAUAAUCAGGAUUUGAUCAAAGAUUUGGGUUCAGGGACAAGUUUACAUUCCAUUUAUGCCAAUAUAAAUGAUCUUGAUGCCUUGGAUGGGGUUUUAAAGAAAUUUCCCAUUCUGAAUAGUGACCCUUUCAUAAAGUUGAAAAGUUUCCAAUAUGAUUCGAAUUGGGUUUUAGCUCAGGAAACUUUCCAGGUAUUGAGUGAAUUCAAUUCUGUGGAGAGAACCAAUUAUAAGACCAAAUUAUUGAAUUUCUUAAAUGAUCAUGCUUCAUAUGAUCAAGUUUUAAACAAUCUAGGUAAUGAAAUCUCUAAUGGAGGUCAGAAAAUUCCUUUGGAAUGGUCUAUGGCAGGAUUACAAGCUUCUUUGUUAUCCAAUCUUCAAGAAUUAGAUAAAUGGCUUUUCAUCACCAAAUCUAUUGGUACACCUCAGGAUGUGUUUAAUAUCAUAUCUUUGAAAAUAGCCGAAGGUAUAAGAAACGAAAUCAUCAAUGAUGAAGGUAGGUUGGAAGAGGUAUUUGAAGAUGUCUAUAGGAUUAUAGGGAAUUCUUUAUCAAGUUCAUCUUCCUUAUCAUCAAGAAAUGCCAAAUUAAUGUUACAGUUACAUUCAGUUUUCGAUUUAUCCAAAUUAUAUGAAGUUUAUACUGAUUCUAAGGAUAACGGGUUCAACAUUGUUAAGUUAAGACUUACAAAUACCGAUCAGAGUUUUGAAUCUCGAUGGAAAGUUCUUUCAAUGCACAAUGUAUUCAACAUUCAGUUCAAUUGGCAGAGAAAAAUUGCUGAAACAUUAUUAGAAUGUUCCCAAUUAGCCAGAGAGAAUGAAAAGUUUGAUAUAGCCAUUUCAAGUAUAUUGAAAUCGUUAUUGAUUGGUUCAGAUAAUGCUGAAUUCGAAUACGCUCAAUUAUUAUGGGCUCAAGGUAAACAAACUGAUGCUAUCAAGAAGUUAGAAUUGAUCAAAUAUGAACUUUUGAAUUCGGCAGUAACUGUUGAUGAUUCAACUAAAGGUAAGAUCCAAUUGAAGUAUGCUGAAUGGUUAGAUGAAUCUAAUCAUAGUUCCUCGAAAACAAUUGUGGAGGAAUAUACCAAAUCUCUUGACCUUGUGAAUAACUGGGACAAACCAUAUUAUUCGUUAGGGAAAUAUUAUGAUAAGUUAAGGCAAUCCAAAGAAUUGAAUGAUGGGAUUUAUGAAAAGAAUACCAUCAAAUUAUUCUUGAAAUCUUUAGCAUUAGGUGCCAGUUAUAUCUAUGAGAUUUUGCCUAAACUUAUCACCAUUUGGUUGGAUUUCGCUUUGAUAUCUAAUCAUAGUCGUGAUGCCAACCAGAAUCUUGAAGCCAUUAUCAAGUUGAUCGAUCAAGAAUCAAAACAUAUUCCUGCUUAUGUUUGGUAUACUUCCAUCACCCAGAUGUUAUCUCGUAUAAACCAUAAACAUAUCCCUUCAUAUAAGUUAUUGUGUAAGAUCAUUUUGAAAUUAUUACAGUUAUAUCCAAAGCAUGCUUUAUGGUUUGUGUUGUCUCAUACGAAUUCAAAAGACACUGUUAGAAAACAAAGAGUUGGAGAGAUCUUGAAAAAAAUUGAUCAACCAAUGUUAUCUAAUGCCGAAGAAUUAUUCAAUAUCCUUAUUGAUAUAGCACAGUUUCCCUUGAAGAAAGGUACCAAAAGGGCUUAUUUGAGUAGGGAUUUAAAGAUCACUAAAUUGAACGAUGCCUUUGAUGAGUUAGUCAUUCCUGUAAGGUCAAAUCUCGAAAUCAGAAUCCCAGCUCAUAAUCAUUUAAAGCGUGAAUCCAGUGCUUUCCCCAAAACCUCUCUUAUCACAUUCAAUGGUGUUGACGAUAAAGUUAAUGUAUUUCAUUCUUUACAGAUGCCUAAACAAAUCACAGUCAGAGGUUCAGAUGGGAAACCAUAUAGAUUGAUGAUAAAGAAAGAUGAUACCAGAAAAGAUGCUAAAGUUGUUGAAUUCACCACCAUGGUCAAUAGAUUGUUGACUUUGAGUAAUGAAUCAAGAAAGAGGAACUUAACCAUUCCUAAUUAUUCUGUGGUACCUUUGGCGGAAAAUUUAGGUAUCAUUGAAUUUGUUACUGAUGUUGUAACAAUGAAAUCUAUUGUCAACGAUGAAAGGAGACGUUCAGGUAGAGCAAUUGAAGAUCUGAAGAUAUUUGCCAAGUUAGCUGCAGCUCAGAAGAUAUGUAAAACAAAAACCGACAACAAUCUAGAUUCAGCUAAACAAGAUCUUGUUAAACUUUUCGAAGGUAUAUUGGAAGAAAACCCUCCAGUAUUAUACAAAUGGUUUAUAAAUCAAUUUAGUGACCCCAUGUCGUGGUAUAUCGGUAGAAAUGCUUAUACGAGGUCAGCUGCAGUAAUGUCUAUAGUAGGGUUCAUAAUCGGACUCGGUGAUCGACAUUGUGAGAAUAUCCUUUUCUUCAAGAAGUCAGGUAGUGUAUUACACAUUGAUUUCGAUUGUUUGUUUGAAAAAGGAUUGAGUCUUCCAACUCCAGAAAUCGUACCUUUCAGAUUGACUGAAAAUAUGGUUGAUGCUAUGGGGAUGAACAAGUAUGAAGGAACUUUCAGGAAAUCUUGUGAGGUUAGUUUAAAUAUUUUGAGAGAGAAUGAAACAUCAUUAAUGAAUAUCUUGGAAACAUUGAUCUAUGAUCCAUUGUUGGAUUGGAAAGAUCAUGGUAACCCUCAACACCAUUUGAGGAAAGUAAGAAGAAAGAUUAGGGGAUUAUUAGAAGAAAAUGAAGGAGUGGCUAUGAAUAUUCAUGGUCAAGUUGAUAUUUUAAUUCAACAAGCUACUUCUAAUGAUAAUCUUUGUCAGAUGUAUGGAGGUUGGUCUCCUUAUAUAUAA
Molecule: messenger RNA, 6831 nt
Organism: Yamadazyma jaroonii
Lineage: Eukaryota; Fungi; Ascomycota; Pichiomycetes; Serinales; Debaryomycetaceae
Source: the annotation of a GenBank genome assembly